Anas platyrhynchos (mallard) is the source of this 2320-nucleotide messenger RNA. It is a transcript of the gene NOXO1, whose product is annotated as NADPH oxidase organizer 1. Gene Ontology annotation, cellular component: cytoplasm. Gene Ontology annotation, biological process: superoxide anion generation. Gene Ontology annotation, molecular function: superoxide-generating NADPH oxidase activator activity; phosphatidylinositol binding; protein binding. The record is from RefSeq and is a predicted model, not a curated record. Lineage: Eukaryota; Metazoa; Chordata; Aves; Anseriformes; Anatidae.
AAAGUUAGGGAAUUUCUCCUCGAGCUGCUGGGCGGAGGAGGAAGCAGGGAAGGCAGCGCACGUGCGUGUGUGCCCUCCCUCGGCCCCAGUGUAUUUAAGCUGCCGGAGGCUGUGCCUGGAGCUGUGUCUCUGCCAACCUCCAGCCACCAGCUGCAGGAGAAGUCAGGCAUUGCGAAGAUGAGCCGGUUCCCAGUGGAUGUGAAAGCUGUAGGCUUGAUGCAAUGCAGAAAGCAGAAGAAGUACAUGAUGUUUGUGUCCUGGUCGGAUCAAAACAACAUUCUCAUCUACCGGACAUUUGAAGAAUUUAAGAGGCUCCACAAAGAGCUGAAGAGAAAAUUCCCCAUUGAGAGUGGAUCACUCAGGAGAUCUGACAGGACUAUACCCAAGUUUAAAGAUGUAAACGUGAAGCAGAGGAAGAUGAACAAGUUCCUGGAGAGACUGAAAUUGCUGGAAACAUACUCCCAGGAACUGCUGAAAACGGAUGCUAAGAUCUCCCAGAGUGAAGAUCUCAUUCAGUUUUUCAGGGCACAAACCCAAGACCUAGAUCCGUGCUUUCCUGAAGACAGUGUUGUGAUCAUGCCUUCAGAAAUUGGAGGGGAAAAGAAAAAGCAGGCGCAGCAGCAGCUCUCUAUUACCAAUCCGCAGGCAUCUCAGAGCUACAGAUGCGUCGAAACCUUUGAAACCAAAGACACAAAGAACCAGGCUUUCAAAGUCGCUCAGAAGGAAAUAGUUGAAGUGUUGCUCAAGGACAUGACUGGUUGGUGGCUAGUGGAAAACGCAGACAAGCAGAUAGCCUGGUUCCCGGCCUCAUACCUGGAGGAGAUCGAUGUCCAUGAGGACAUCCAGGAUACCUUGAGCUCAGACGAGGAGGGCAGCCUGUAUUUCGUUGUGCGGGCCUACGAGUCGCAGAAGGCGGACGAGCUCUCUCUGCACAGCGGCGUGGUGGUGGAGGUGGUCAGGAAGUCCGACAAUGGCUGGUGGCUGAUCCGAUACAACGGGCAGACCGGCUACAUGCCCUCCAUGUGCCUCCAGCCCUACAAGAACCCUCACCACAGGCUGCAGACCAUCAUGAACUGCGGCCUCAACGUCUCCACGCCCAACCUCAGCGCCUCCCCGCUGGCCCCCCAGCCCCAGGGCAAGGUGAGGGGAGGCGGCAGGGUGCAGGACCACGCUGCCCAGGACCGGAGAGACGAGGAUGUGAGCUCUUUGAGAAGCAGAUCAAGAUCCACGCCAGACCUGGAUUCAGACAGCUCCUCGCUCAGCUCAGGGCAGCAGGCUGAGCUGGAAGCCCGAUUUGUCACGGUCUCUGCCUGAGGUGGAGCAAGUCAGGAGCCCCCGCCUGGGGAAAGCCUUGGCCACGCACAGCAGCAAAUCUCCACACCUCACCCACAAGGACAGGAACGAUUCUGGCUUUGUGGAGUCAUCUGCCGCCGAUCUCAGCUGCUCCCUCUCUGACUCGGACACAGCUGGUGGUGUCCCCAAGGUGCCUACGCGCCCCUCAGCUCAUGAGAUCCUCCAGAGGUGCAGCACGGUCACAAGGCGAGCCCUGAGGCAAUCCGCCCCCCAGGCCUUGUCCCCGCUCCCCAACGUGCACUAGAAGGGCCCAGGCCCCCAGCAGACCCUUGCCAAGUCCUGCAGGAGCCACAGGGAGCAUCACUGCUGGGGACCACUGCAUUUACAAGGACACUGCAUUGCUAGGACCACUGCUUUGCUAGGUUACCGCUGGUGCAUGCUGCAGCACAGGAGGGCCAGAAUCGAGCGGUUUAAUUAGGGUGUGCCACAGCACUGGGGUCCCAGCAGCUCCUGUAUAACUUGGAUUGAGGUAAUUCUCCCUCAGGCAUGUAUUUAUCCUGGAGCACGGUUUUUGAGAAUGUCAUGAUUUUCUUAUUCCCCACAAUGUGGUUAUGCAGCACAGUGCUGCAGAGAAAUGGAGUGUAACCCAUGAAAUCCAUAGCUAGUUAUUUAUAUUGGGUAGGGACAGGGUGAUUCAGCCAUGUAUAUGUCAUUUACCUGAAUCCAUUAUUUUUUUCUUUUUUAAACUGUAUUUUUUACUUUAUAGUUAAGUGAAUUUGGGUAGUGGGGAACUGGCUAUCAUGUAUCUGUGAAUUAGCUAGAGCCUCUGAACUGAGAGAACAGAACUGAGUUAGAGAACCUAGAACUUUUGUCUAGAUUGCUACCUUUUAGUUAGUCUCUCAUGUAUGGUGCUUUCUUUUUUUGAUACAAAAAAUUUAACCAAUGUGUAAGGAUUUGUGUUGUUCAUAGUUUUAUAGUUCUAAGUUUCAUAUAUUUCUUUCUCUGAAAUAAAAUGCAGAUAAAAAUC